UUUUUUUUUUUUAAUUUUUAAUUUUCAAAAUCCUAAAAAUUUCAGUAAUGGCGGAACCAGCUAAAGAUUUCGAAACCCUAGAUGUUAACAUGGAUUAUGAAGAAGAAGAAGCUAAGCAAGACAUCCAAUCUUCUAGCUCGUCAGAUUCCGAUUCUGAUGAAGAUGCUGCUGCUGAUGAGCAACAACUUCAAACCCUAGAGAAAGAAUUGGCGGAAAACCCUUCCAAUUACGACGCUCAUGCUCAAUACAUUAAAUCUCUGAGAAAAUUUGGUGAUAUUGAGAAGAUGCGGAAAGCGAGGGAAGAUAUGAAUGCGCUUUUUCCUUUAACUCCUUCUAUGUGGAGUGAAUGGGCAAAGGAUGAAGCCUCAUUAACAACUGGAAGCGAGGCCUAUGAUGCGACAGUGAAGCUUUAUGAGCGAGGGGUGAAUGAGUACUUGUCUGUGUCUCUUUGGUGCGACUAUCUAAAAUAUGUGGAAGAGCAUGAUCCAGCAGUCCAAGACUUCUCACCAGAAGGUCUCUCAAAGAUGAGAAACCUAUAUGAGCGUGCCCUUACUGCUGCUGGGUUACAUGUCACGGAAGGCAAGAAAAUCUGGGAAGCAUAUAAAGAGUUGGAGAAUAAUUUGAUCAGUACCCAUCACGAAGAAAACGCCGAGCGUCAAGAGGAGCAGGAACGACGUAUUCGUUCUUUAUACCAGCGUCAAUUGUCUAUCCCACAUGCCGACUCAGAGUCUACACUUGUAGCAUACACGAAUUGGGAGUCUUUACAGCAACAGCAGAAAACAAGUAAUUCUGCCGAAUUGGAGGCUAUUCCUUCUGUUGUUGCUUCCGCAUACAAAAAAGCCAUGGAGAUUUAUAAAGCACGUGUCUAUCACGAGGAGCAAAUUUCCAAGCAGGACAUGUCAGAGACAGAGAGGCUGAAAAACUACAUGACGUACUUGAAAUUUGAACAGUCUUCCGGGGAUCCAUCUCGUGUGCAAAUACUCUAUGAACGUGCUGUCACAGACUUUCCUUUAUCAAAUGAUCUCUGGCUGGAUUAUACUUGCUAUUUGGAGCAAACCUUGAAGGUUCCCAAAAUAGUUAUAGGUGCUUAUUCCAGAGCCACGAGGAACUGUCCGUGGAUUGGAAAACUAUGGGUUCAGUACUUACUGUCUUUGGAACGCAGUCAUGCUUUGGAGUUGGAGUUAGCUACUGUCUAUGAGCAGUCGCUGCUUUGUUCCUUUUCAAGCUUUGAGGAGUAUUUGGAGCUGUUCCUUACAAGAAUAGAUGGCUUGAGAAGAAGGUUUUCUUUGAGUGGUUCAGCAGAGGAUAGCUUGGGUUUUUCUGUGAUUAGAGACACAUUUCAGAGGGCUGCGGAUUACCUGUCCCCAAAUCUCAAGAACACAAAUGGUCUGUUGCAUAUGUAUGCUUACUGGGCUCGUUUGGAAUGGGAACUAGGAAAAGAUCUGGUUGCAGCUCGUGGAGUCUGGGAGAGCUUGCUUAAGAUCAGUGGUUCGAUGUUGGAAUCCUGGGAAGGUUAUGUUAAGAUGGAAAUUGAAACAGGUCACAUAGAUGCAGCUAGAUCCAUUUAUAAAAGAUGCUAUAGCAAAAGGUUCAUGGGAACCGGUUCAGAAGAUAUAUGCCAUUCUUGGCUGCGCUUUGAGAGGGAAUUUGGGACUCUAGAUGAUUAUGAUCAUGCCGUGAAGAAGGUUACACCACGUCUAGAGGAGCUUCAGUUAUACAAACAGCAGCAGGAGGCGAGGCUGGUUGCUGAGUCGGUACCUAGGGGAGAUGAUAAUCCUGCUAAAAAACCUUCUCAGAAGAGAAAAACAGGUAUCAGACAAACGGAUGGGCAGCCUACACCUAAGCGGCAGAAGGGCGCGGCUGAAAACCCAGUGCAGGCAACUGGAACAGAAACAGAAAAGGCUGUGGUUUCAACCGAUUCCCAAAAUACUUUAGAUCAACAAACUAAAUCGUCUUCUAACAAAGAGUUGUACAAAGACCAGUGUACAGCAUUUUUGUCUAACCUCCACCUCCAGGUUAAGGAUGAACACUUGCAUAGUUUCUUCGACGAUGUUGGUGGUGUAAGUGCUAUUCGUGUGCUGAAGGACAAGUACACUGGAAAAUCAAGGGGAUUAGCUUAUGUGGAUUUCACCAACGCCGAGUAUCUUUCAAAGGCUGUAGCAAAGAACAAGAAACUCCUGCUUGGAAAGAAAGUCAGCAUUGUACGCUCUAAUCCUCAACGCAACAAGAAUAAGGAAUCCUCAGAAAAAAACACGAGGGAGCCUGGUGAUAAUAAAACAAGAACAGCGGCUACUGAAAGUACUGGUACAUUGGAGGACCCGAAAAUCUCCACCGAACAUUCUAAAGAAUCUGAUGCGCCUCUUGCGGCAUCAGCCGCUGCUGUUGAUAGCAAGCAAGGAGAUCGUCGUGAACUGAAGGGAAAGAACACAUUUGCAGUGCCAAGAAAUCUUGCCAGACCCCUUGGAUGGACCAAGCCUGUAACUAAGAAAGAAGAAGAAAAUGACGAAGUCCCUAAAUCUAAUGAUGAAUUCAGGAAAAUGCUACUCAAGAAGUGAUGAAGUCUGUCGUAUCGUAUGCAUCUCAAAUGGAACUGAUUUUGGUAGUCAUAAAACCAAGCUUGAACAGAACUUGGUAUAGGUUUGCUUAGUUUGUGGGGGGUCAAGCAUUGCUUAGCUUUGAUAGAUGGAGGUGUAUGUUAUUUUUUAGUUUUUUUUGUAAACAUUUUUUUGUGCAGUUGUAUUUUGUUAUGAUCCAAAAAGAUUAACCCACUAACAAGCUAAAAACAGUUGUUCUGGAGGGAAACCCUCUUACAUAGUUGAGAACCUUCAACCUUUCCAUA
Messenger RNA from Papaver somniferum (opium poppy), 2839 nucleotides. RefSeq names its product squamous cell carcinoma antigen recognized by T-cells 3-like. The record is from RefSeq and is a predicted model, not a curated record. The transcript has 16 exons. Bases 48 to 2555 code for a protein of 835 amino acids. Gene Ontology annotation, molecular function: RNA binding; protein binding. Lineage: Eukaryota; Viridiplantae; Streptophyta; Magnoliopsida; Ranunculales; Papaveraceae. Gene Ontology annotation, biological process: RNA processing.